GUACUGCGGCUCGCGCGCUAUCUUGCGAGAGGAGGAGAGGACCAGUCAAGCAGCAGAGGCAAGUGGAAGCUCAACGGACGGACGCGGUUCCAACUAAAAAUACGCACCGGGGAAAAAUAGCACUCUACUGCAAGAACCUGGAAGAGAGAGCGCGCGCAUCCAUUGUAUUGCGCACCGUACACUGCAGAUUGAAGAAGAACAGACGGUGUUUCUGAGGAGUGUUGAGUCUUGAACAGGAGAUUGGAGUGGAUCGGGCCUUCUCUGUUGUGUAUGUGCAUGUGGCCGAGGCGUUCUGAUUGAGGGGAGAGGCGGGACUUAUCUCUGUCUGGGGGAGGACCUUUGCGUCAGACAACCAAUCAUGGAGAGGACGAGGGCGAGAGCAACAGUGUUCCUGAUGCUGUUCCUGGGUAACCUCGGCAACGCUCUGGAGGUCCCGCUAGAUCCUAAAGUUCUGGAAGGAUUGCCGCAGCCACCAACUAUAACCCACCAGUCUCCCAAGGAUUACAUCAUCGACCCUCGGGAGAACAUCGUCAUCCACUGUGAUGCCAAGGGGAAGCCGCAUCCCAGCUUUUCGUGGACCAGGAACGGGACCCACUUUGACAUUGACCAGGACCCCAAGGUCACAAUGCGACCCCACUCUGGCACCCUGGUGGUGGACAUCAGUGGAGAGAAGGUUGAGUCAUAUGAGGGGGUGUACCAGUGUACGGCCAGGAACGAACAUGGGACUGCAGUAUCAAACAAUAUCGUCAUCAGACAGUCCAGGUCCCCCUUGUGGUCGAAGGAAAGAAACGAGCCGAUCAUCGUUCAGGAGGGCGUGUCUCUGGUGCUACAGUGCCGGCCCCCUGCCGGCCUGCCCCCUCCCAUCAUCUUCUGGAUGGACAUCAACUUCCAGAGGCUGCCUCAGAGCAGCCGUGUGUCCCAGGCGUUGAACGGAGACCUGCACUUCUCCAACGUCCUGAAGGAAGACUCGAGGAACGACUACAUCUGUUACGCCCGCUUUCCUCACACACAGACCAUCCAGCAGAAACAACCCAUCACCGUCACAGUGCUCAACCUGGAUGCAAUCAAUGAGACUGUUGCUGCUUUAUACAAUGAAACUGAUUUUCUUAGUGAUGGCUCGGCGGAGGAGAGGAGACCCACCUUCCUGAUUCCGUCUGGCUCCAGCACCUCCAAGAUGGUGCUGAGAGGACAGGUCCUGGAGCUGGAGUGUAUCGCUGAGGGACUACCCACUCCAGAGGUGUCAUGGAGUAAGGUGAGCGGGGAGUUCCCUGCCAAGCGGACCUCCUUCCUGCACUUCCAGAAGACACUGCGUAUCGUCGACGUGUCUGAGGCGGACGCCGGAGAGUACCGCUGCACCGCCCGCAACCGCCUGGCCUCCGUACACCACACCAUCCGCGUCACCGUCAAAGCGGCCCCCUACUGGAUCAGUACCCCCAGAAACCUGGUGCUGGCUCCCAGGGAGAGGGGUAAUAUGAUCUGCAGGGCCAGUGGUACCCCCAAACCCACCAUCACCUGGGCCAUGAACGGAAUCCCCAUAGAAAAUUCACCUAAGGACCCUAGUAGGAAGGUGGAGGGUGACACCAUCAUCUUCGAGGAAGUCCAGACUGGAUCCAGUGCAGUCUACCAGUGCAACGCCUCCAAUGAAUAUGGAUAUCUGCUGUCCAAUGCCUUCGUCAACGUUCUCUCUGAAACUCCCAGAGUCCUGACUCCAGCUAACAAGGUCUACCAGGUGAUCAGGAACAACCGCGCCUUACUGGACUGUUCCUCCUUCGGCUCGCCCAUCCCCAAAAUAACAUGGUUUAAGGACAGCAGGUCCAGCACCCUGGACGGGGACCCCUACGUGCUGCAUGAGAACGGGACUCUGGAGAUACAUGUGGCCCAGGCCGUCAACAGUGGGAAGUACACUUGUGUGGCCAGGAACUCUCUGGGCAUCUCUGAGAACCACGUCUAUCUUGAGGUCAAAGAGCCCACGCGUAUCCUGAAGCAGCCGGAGUAUCAGGUGGUGCAGAGGACCAGGAACGUGGUGUUUGAGUGUAAAGUAAAACACGACCCCUCCCUCAUCCCUACCAUGACCUGGGUCAAAGACGACGGAGAACUACCCGACGACGAGAGGUUUCUGGUGGACUCUGACAGCCUGACCAUAACCGACGUGACAGAGAAUGAUGCAGGAACUUACACCUGCAUCAUGGCCACCACUCUGGACCAGGACUCUGCUAGCGCUGAGCUCAUCGUUGUCGAGGCAGCUCCUACUCCAGCUAUAGUCUACGAACAACCAGACCCUCCUACUGACCUGGAGCUGACAGACCAGAAGCCCAGGAGUGUCCGGCUCACCUGGAUACCCGGAGACGAACACAACAGCCCUAUUCACGUGUUUUUGAUCCAAUACACAGACUCUCUCCACCACCAUGGCCACUGGCACAACCUGACCCUGGUUCCGGGCGCUAAGACCACGGCCCACCUUAAGCUGUCUCCUUAUGUCCACUACGCCUUCCGAGUCCUGGCCCUCAAUGAAGUGGGCCUCUCCAACCCCUCAUUGCCCUCCCGCAUGUACAAGACCAACCCUUCAGCUCCUGAUGAGAACCCCAGUGGAGUUGAUGGCUUUGGAACGGAACACGACAACCUUGUGAUCUCAUGGAAGCCAAUGUCAGGUCACCAGGCCAACGGACCAGGCCUGCAGUACAAGGUGAUGUGGAGACAGAAGGACGUGGACACGGAGUGGACGUCAGUGACCGUGGCUAACGUCUCCAAGUUCAUGGUCUCUGGCACGCCCACCUUCACACCCUACGAGGUCCAGGUUCAAGCCAUCAACGACUACGGGAUUGGACCUGAGCCAGCUGUGGUCACCGGACACUCCGGGGAGGACUUGCCGAUGCAGGCACCAGACAAUGUCCAGGUUCUAGUGUUGAACAGCAGCCUGGCUGAGGUGCACUGGGAGCCUGUCCCACCUAAGACAGUACGGGGACGUCUUAAGGGAUACAAGGUGUACUACUGGCGUGAGCGGAGCCUCCACAAACACAACCCACACCAUGUGGAGCAGCAGGUCCUGACCUUCAGUGGGAACAAGAGUCAUGGCAUGCUCCCAGGCCUGCAGCCCUACAGCCUCUACCUGUUCAACGUCAGGGUCUUCAACGGCAAAGGGGAGGGCCCCGCCAGCUCCAACCAGCAGUUCGAGACCCCUGAGGGAGUCCCUGGGCGGCCAUCUUUCCUGAAGAUCACCAAGCCUAGCCUGGACUCUCUCACUCUGGAGUGGGGCCCUCCCUACGACCGAAACGGACGCCUCACCGGUUACACCCUGAAAUAUCAGACAGUCAAUAUCUCCAACGUGCUGGGUCCGGUGGAGGAGCUGGCCCUGCCAGCCAACGAGACCACCGUCACUCUCAUUAACCUCAAGUACAGCACGCGUUACAAGUUUUAUUUCAAUGCCAAAACAGGCCAGGGAGCAGGGCCUGUCGUUACAGAGGAAGCCGCCACUAUCAUGGAUGAAGGGAACACCCAACCCUCACCUCCCGUAGCACGGUCUCCUCCGACACACCUCCCAUUCCACAAGGUGCAUCCAGCGGCUCCGGCAUUCGGGAACGUUAGCUCUUCCGUGGGCGAGGACGGAACGCUGAUCAGUUGGGAAUACUGGGGAGCGGAGAAAAACGUUUACGUAGAAUAUAUAGUAGAGAACGAUAACAGUGAAGAGGAGUGGCAGAAAGAGUAUGUAAAUGGCUCUCGGGCCUAUGUGCUGAAGGGCUUAAAGGAGGGCCUGUCCUAUAGGGUGCGCGUGGUCGCCAAGGGUCACAACGGCCAAGCGGUGCUCCACCAAUCAGAAGAGCUUUUGGUGAUGAUUCCAGCUAUGGCAGCCCGACAGGUGGACAUUGCUACUCAGGGCUGGUUCAUCGGCCUGAUGUGUGCCAUCGCUCUCCUCAUCCUCGUCCUCCUCAUCAUCUGCUUCAUACAGAGAAACAAGGGAGGAAAAUACCCAGUGAAAGAAAAGGAGGACGCGCACACAGACCCAGAGUUCCAGCCCAUGAAAGAGGAUGACUGUACUUUCGGGGAAUACAGUGACACUGAGGACCAUAAGCCGUUAAAAGGGAGCCGCACGCCGUCUAACGGGACGGUGCACAGGGACAACAGUGACGACAGUUUAGUAGACUACGGCGGCGAUGGGGGUGACGGCCAGUUCAACGAGGACGGGUCUUUUAUCGGACAGUAUAGCGGAAAGAGCUCCGCCAGGGACACUGCUGGGGGUCACGAAAGCUCUGAGGCCCCGUCCCCUGUUAAUACCUCCGCUAUGAACUCCUUUGUGUAGCCAGCUGGUUGAUCAGUAGGUCAGCCUUGGUGGAGGGAUAGGCAGCCAGGCCAGUAGGUGGUGCUGCAGUAAACUGAACUCCUUUGUAGCCAGCUGGUUAAACAGCCAGGCCCGUAGGUUUGUCUAGCCAGACAUUUGGACAUCCAAAGCUGUAGGGGCUCUCCAGUGGCUGUUCCAUUCGCCAUCUUCACAGGGCUGUUCCUCACGUCACCUUGCGGCUUAUUGUCAUCCCAUGCCCCCCCCCCCCCCCCCCAUCCGCACACUGUCACAAACACAUAGGAGACUUCUUAAGAGACACAUAACAGACACGUGUGAGAUUCUCUGCACUAACGCAAUGCUGCAGGACACUACUGGAGGAUUGUACGUUAUCAUUUGGGAAUCACUGAAUUUGUGGAGGGAUUGUGGAGACUAUUCCAACUGUUUUAUUCUCUGUAGCCUAUUGACUUAGUAGCCACACUUAGAACCAGACAUCUUCCUGAAAUGAUGUACAAACAUAUAUUAACACAAAUGAGUAGAUUAUUACAUGGAAGGUAUUGUCUAUCUAUCUUGAACUACUAUGCGGUACACAUUUGAAUUAUUUGGGUUUGCCAUAUUGUUUUUCCGGUCAAAGCAUUAUCUUGAUAUUAUUGUGUGUGUUAGAGGUACUUUUCCCUUCAGGGCAACCGUAAGGAGGCGUCAGUGUCUGUCGCCAUGGUGGUGAAACGUGUCACUAAAUAUAUGAAUAUUAUUCAUUGUCUUUUUGCAAGACGGGGGCUGUUUGUACAGUUUAUACAGUUGCAUUUACAGUGCAGGAUAAUGUCCAGUGAGCUCCUAAAAGUAUUCUUCUGCCUGAAUCUAUAAUUCCGGCUCCAAGCAGGCUCAAUCAAGCAUGAUUCAAGUUACAUCAGUCGCUGCAUCCACGCCCCCACCAGGGGAUGCUGGUGUCACUUUAAAACGGGAGGACAGGCUCAUCGUAAUGGCUCGAAUUAAAUGAACGGAACGGUAUCAAACACCAGGAAGCCACCAGCCUCCACUGGUCCUCACAUGUCACCUUUGUUUUGAUCACUGCAAAUGCCGAAGUGCAGCAUGCUAUCAUGACAUCAUCAUCAUAACCGUUGACCUGCACGUAUUGACAUCAAGCUCUUUUCUUUUGCUUUUCUUUAAAAAUUUUGCGUUUUAUUUUUGUGGUGCUGGGUGGCCUUCAGCAAUACUGUGCCUUUUUAAUACACAACUCUGAUUUCAGUUCAGUCUAGAUUCAUUCACAAAAAUACCGUUUUACCCAGAGUUCAGUGAGUGGAAUGCCCAUGAAGCAAUAGUCAUACUCUGAGGAUGAUGGGUUCAGCUAGGAAGGAUGAAAGGAUGGAGGACUCCAUAAAUUAAGGAAUAAUUCAUACAGUCAUCUUUUGAAAAGCUUCAAAAUGCUUCUCCCUCAGAUAAGCGGCUUAGGGUUGCCAUAUUGGACACGGUCAAUGCUCUGUACAUUUUUUUCAAGGUUCGGGUCAUCUACGAAGUGUUUGGUCAUAUUUUUGCGCGGUGUGUGCGUGCGUGUUGAGGGGAUAAUAUUCAUGCUACUCACUUAUACUAACUACAUUUGAUGGCCUUUGGCGUGAUAAGGAAGGGAUCGGAAGAAGAAAAAAAAAAUCUUAACUUGCAUCAAGUUUUACGUUGUUUUUUUUUUAAUGAACAUUAUUCGUUGCAUUUGUAAAUAUAUACUCUAAUUGACUGUGCAGAAAACCACUGCUAGAGGAGCUUAAAUGGAUAGUUCACCCAAAUGACAACAUUUGAUCAACUAUCCCUUUAAGAGCCCGAGAGGCAGAACUGUGCAUGUGAAGGUUUGACUGGCUGAGAGAGCUGUGUUCAAUAUAGACUACUUCUAUAGAAUAAAUAUAAAAAAAAUUGUUACAAUUUUUUUGUUUUUUUGUUGCUGUGAACAUUGUACAUUAUUGUAACGAACAGGACAAGAAGUUGCUCAUGAGUUCACAUUUGGAUGGUUUCCAUUUGUCAGCUAUAUAGUUGUGUGUUUCUGAAAUGUCCCUAUUUUGUACUAAAUAAAACCAUACAGUACUCUGGAAACCUUCAGAUGUAAUGGACUUUGGAGUGUAAGAUAAGUACCCCUCGAUGUACUGCGUCAUUCUGGUUUAUGUGGGUUAUAUGAGCAGCACAGGGUCCGCCAAACUCUUCCACUUUGUGACAGUAUUGAAAAUGGUUUGGUGUUCUUAUUCUAAAACAGUUUCAAGGUUUUUACUAACAAUAUAUUUGUGUUUAAGUUUCUCCACGUAGUGAAAUAAUGAAUUUCCAAGUAAAUUGAAAUAUAAUGAAUGAAUAAAAUAUUAUUAUCUUUGA
Salvelinus fontinalis (brook trout) is the source of this 6616-nucleotide messenger RNA. Its product is annotated as neuronal cell adhesion molecule-like. Gene Ontology annotation, molecular function: cell-cell adhesion mediator activity. The coding region runs from base 359 to 4294 and encodes 1311 amino acids. Lineage: Eukaryota; Metazoa; Chordata; Actinopteri; Salmoniformes; Salmonidae. Gene Ontology annotation, biological process: cell-cell adhesion; brain development. The record is from RefSeq and is a predicted model, not a curated record. The transcript has 32 exons.